AUGCGAAUUGGCUCCGCCGUCACCACCGGCACCAUGGUCUCCGGUCGAGGUAAGAGUUAUAUUUUCCUGACAGCCCCUUUACCUCGAGCGCCCCCACCGACGCAGAGACCUUUAACACUUGCUGUAGGUAUACCACAUAGAACGGAGGAGGCGGAGAAGCUCACGAGACUGAGGAAGAAAUGGGAUCAAUGUAUACCAAUCCUUAAGAAAAGCAAACCCCCCCAAGCAAACGCCCCCCAAGAAAACGCCCCCCAAGCUCAAUAUGAAGAUCUGGUCCAUACCCCUGACGCUUCCCAGGAAGCACGAAUAUGUUCGACGUCUGUUCACUUCUCUUCUACAACCCAGAUCGGCAAGAAAUGGGGUGGUGACGCCGGCGGUACAGGCUCCAUACCACUGACGCUUCCGGAGAAGCACGAAUAUGUGGUGACAAGUGCCGGGACGACGUCGGCUCGCUUCUCUUCUGCACCCCAGAUCAGACCGCCAGCAGCGCGGCCGGCUCCGCGAGCCCCAGCGGUGGCUCCACCGAACACCCCCCCCAUCCCCUCGCUUCUCUUCUACAAGCCAGAUCAGCCGGGAGUGGGAGACUGGCAAAGGCAGAUGCCAAAUAACCCGGAGUGCGCGCUCCCGCCAUCGGGCACAGGGGGUACCCCUCGUGGGACCCGGUGGAAGCGGUGGGACUCGAACUCCCCAGUCCGCUUGCUUCUCUUCUACAUGGCGUUGAUCUACAUCGCCAGACCAUCCCAGCCCCGCAACCCGCGCUGCGGGGGAGGAGAGGGCCACGGGUCUAGAGUGGGCCAGAUCUGCCCCGCUUCCGCUCUCCUCUCCCCUCUCCCCGCCGCCCAUGGCUCCUGCACAGGACUCUCCCCUCCCAAGCGGAGCGGACAUUCUUUCACCGCGUAUGGAGGGGAGGUGCGACCUCGACCUCUGUGGUGCGGGGGCACUGUGAAGGGCGGCAUCCACAUUCUCGUAUCUACGUCUACGUUCCUCACGGUGCUCCGGAGCAGUUUCGUCACCUACUGCGGGGGCUGGGGGUCGCAAGUGAGAGCGGCCCGAGGUCCGGCUCGAUGUAUGUUUGCUGCCGGAGAAGAUCCGUCUGGAGGUGCGCAUGCUCCCAGACGGGUUCUUCUCUGGAUGCACAUACAGUAUGCAUGCAUGCUACCGGAGAAAAUCACCCCAGAGUACAUUCUGUUUGUAGAUGGAUUCAGUGUAGAUAGAGUCGGUGUAGAUAGAUUUAGUGUGGAUUGA
Drepanopeziza brunnea f. sp. 'multigermtubi' MB_m1 is the source of this 1245-nucleotide messenger RNA. The record is from RefSeq and is a predicted model, not a curated record. NCBI's taxonomy places the organism in Eukaryota, Fungi, Ascomycota, Leotiomycetes, Helotiales, Drepanopezizaceae.